AUGUCGUUCAACGGGAAAUCCCCCUACGCGCCAGACUAUGCCUCCUACGACUGGAUUGGCGCCCCAUCAAACUAUGAUCUCUCAACUAAUGCUGCCUUGGGUGGUGAUUCCCGCACUGAAAAUGUGAACAAGUGGUUCCAGGCUGGUGACCAGGCCUAUAUCAUCGUGGCGUCGGCCAUGGUCUUGGUCAUGAUUCCCGGCCUGGGCUUCCUCUACUCUGGCCUGGCCCGCCGCAAGUCGGCCCUGAGUAUGAUCUGGGCCUGUAUGGCAUCCAUGUCGGUCAUCACCUUCCAAUGGUACUUCUGGGGGUACUCUCUCGCCUUUUCCCCCACGGCAACCAACGGCUUCAUCGGCAAUUUGCGUAACUUUGGUCUCAUGAAGACGCUCGCGGGCCCCAGUCCGGGAUCUCCGCUGAUUCCCAACUUGCUUUAUGCGUUUUACCAGAUGCAAUUCUGCGCCGUCACUGCCGCCAUUGUCAUGGGUGCUGUCGCUGAGCGUGGCCGUCUUUUCCCCGCUAUGGUCUUCACAUUUAUCUGGGCGACCAUCGUCUACUGCCCGCUUGCCUGCUGGGCCUGGAAUUCGAAUGGAUGGGCCUUCAAGUAUGGUGUGCUGGAUUAUGCGGGUGGUGGCCCCGUCGAGAUUGGCUCGGGCUUCUCUGCACUCGCCUACAGCAUGGUCCUCGGUCGUCGCCAGGAGCGUAUGAUGCUCAAUUUCCGCCCUCACAACGUCUCCCUGAUUCUCCUCGGCACCGUCUUCCUGUGGUUCGGCUGGCUCGGUUUCAACGGAGGCUCUGCUUUCGGUGCCAACCUCCGCGCCACGAUGGCUUCCUGGAAUACUAACCUGACGGCCGCCUUCGGUGCCAUUGCCUGGGUGCUGCUCGACUGGCGUCUGGCUCGCAAGUGGUCCAUGGUCGGUUGGUGUUCCGGCACUAUCUCUGGAUUGGUCGCAGCGACUCCCGCCUCCGGUUUCAUCUCCCCCUGGGCCAGUGUGAUCCUGGGUAUCGUGACGGGCAUUGUGUGCAACUACGCCACCAAGAUCAAGUACUGGAUUCGCAUCGACGACAGUAUGGAUGUGUUGGCUGAGCACGGCAUUGCCGGUAUCAUCGGUCUUUUGUUCAAUGCCUUCUUCGCGGACGAUUCGAUCGUUGGCCUGGACGGUGUCAGCACAGGCGCGGGUGUGGGUGGCUGGGUGAUCCACAACUGGAAGCAACUCUACAUUCAAAUCGCGUACAUUGUCGCCACCGCUGCGUAUUCGUUCGUCAUGUCCGCCCUUAUUGCUUAUGCCAUCAAUGCCAUCCCCGGUCUGAACCUGCGUGCCUCGGAAGAGGCUGAGCUCCUGGGCAUGGACGACGACCAACUUGGCGAGUUUGCUUACGAUUACGUUGAGGUUCGUCGUGAUUACCUUGCCUGGACUCCCCAGAAGCAGGAUCAGCUGGAGGACGGUCAUGAGAUCCCCGCCGCCGAGCGCUACGGCAUCGGAGAGCACUCCGAAAUGAUGCUCGAGGGCCAGCCGCCAAAUGGCGAACCCAGCCAGAGCUCGCGUGGUGGCAGUGAAGGAGAUAUGCAUAUUCAGGAGGUGAAGAUUGCGCCGGCCCCCAGACAGGUCGCCGAGAUGACCGGUCCGCACACCCACCGUCCUCCACCCACCGAUACGCCGGUCGUGUUGAAGCCCGUCGACGAAAAGACCGACUAG
Molecule: messenger RNA, 1692 nt
Organism: Penicillium oxalicum
Lineage: Eukaryota; Fungi; Ascomycota; Eurotiomycetes; Eurotiales; Aspergillaceae
Product: ammonium transporter
Exons: 3
Coding region: 1-1692 (563 amino acids)
Biological process (GO): ammonium transmembrane transport
Cellular component (GO): plasma membrane
Molecular function (GO): ammonium channel activity
Source: RefSeq, a predicted model, not a curated record